Molecule: messenger RNA, 1648 nt
Organism: Cladophialophora immunda
Lineage: Eukaryota; Fungi; Ascomycota; Eurotiomycetes; Chaetothyriales; Herpotrichiellaceae
Exons: 3
Coding region: 186-1517 (443 amino acids)
Biological process (GO): transmembrane transport
Cellular component (GO): fungal-type vacuole membrane
Molecular function (GO): transmembrane transporter activity
Source: RefSeq, a predicted model, not a curated record
CGACAAUAUAUGACAUGCUUCCGACUGUUUUCCAUUCUCCUCUGCGUCGGUUUCCAUCGUUAAUGUGAGAUUGCAAACUAUCGGCAACUCUUUGGUAUGUAUGCCUUCCACGAGAGGGGCAACACUUAGUCACAUCUGUUCUGAAUACCGGGCGUGAUAAUUUCAAGCACAGGAUCUAGACCGAGAUGGAUAACGACAUCGAGCUAGCCUUAGAUUCCCAAACGCCUCACGACAGAGACCGGGUUGAGAGGGGUGGAGGAAAUGCCGAGCCCACUGAGGACGCGCUCAGUCCCGUUGACGGGGGUUGGGCUGCCUGGAAACUGCUUCUCGCCGCAUACGUCUUCGAGGCAUUGCUCUGGGGCUUCCCGCUGUCCUUUGGAGUCUUUCAGAACUACUACUCGCAACUGCCCGAAUUCGUCAAUCAGCGGUACAUCUCCGUCAUCGGGACGAUCGCUUCAGGCAUGUCCUACAUGGGCGCUCCGUUGAUCAUCCCAGUGUUGAGACGGUAUGCCAAAUACCGGAGGCAGAUGAUAUGGUUUGGAUGGACAUUAUGUAUCCUGGGAAUACUGUGCGGGUCCUUCGCCAGCACCGUCGGCAGCCUUAUCUUUACCCAGGGUGUCAUGUACGGCGUCGGCUUCAUCAUCUUCUACUACCCCAUCAUCAGCAUGGUCAACGAAUACUGGAUUGCACGACGGGGCAUGGCGUACGGAUUCCUGUGCAGCGCAUCCGGAUUCUCCGGCAUCGUCAUGCCUCUGUCCCUGGAACUUCUGCUCCACAGGUACGGGUAUCCGACGACAUUGAGAGCGGUCGCAGUGGGCCUGGUCGUGUUGACGGCGCCUCUGAUACCCCUGCUCAAGGGACGCCUGCCUCCGUCGGCACAAAGCUACACGCCGAGGACCAAUUGGGCUUUUCUCAAGACAUCCCUCUUCUGGAUCUACACGGCCUCGAACCUCAUGCAGGGCCUCGGCUACUUCUUUCCUUCACUCUACAUUCCUUCGUAUGCCUCGACACUGGGCUUGAGCUCGAGGCAGGGGUCUCUCCUUCUGGCCAUCAUGUGCGUCUCACAGGUCCUGGGGCAGUUUAGCUUCGGGUAUCUUUCAGAUCGGAGAGUCCCCGUCACGGCUCUGUCCUUUGCGUCGACCCUGAUUCCCGCUGCGGCGGUGUUCGCCCUGUGGGGGUUGGCGCGCAAUUUCGCCAUGUUGGCGGUCUUCGGGAUGAUCUACGGCUUCUUUGGCGCCGGGUACACGGCCUUGUGGGCGCGGAUGGGGAUGGGCGUCACGAGCGACGUGACUUCGGCCUUUGCAGUGUUCGGCCUGUUCAAUUUCGGCAAGGGCAUUGGAAACGUCCUGGCCGGCCCGAUCAGCGCCAACAUGCUGUUCAACCACACAAGUAUUGGACGGUAUGGGAUAGGAAAGUAUGAGGUGCUCGUGCUCUUCACGGGCUCCUGCAUGCUCGCCAGCGCGGUGAGCAUCGCCAUCGGCUAUCUAAAUAUCCGGAAGUUCUGGCUCCUAAAUUGAGACCGGUAAACGGGUCUCCCUGUUGCCAUCUCACUUCGGAGGAAAUUCAGUAGCGAUAGACUUCAUUGAACAGAUGGCGUUUCUAGAGGUAGCACACCGAUAUAUUGGUCGCAGAUCUCUCGACCGAGUGG